Molecule: messenger RNA, 2698 nt
Organism: Cannabis sativa
Lineage: Eukaryota; Viridiplantae; Streptophyta; Magnoliopsida; Rosales; Cannabaceae
Exons: 2
Coding region: 406-1335 (309 amino acids)
Source: RefSeq, a predicted model, not a curated record
AGGGCGAUAUUGGGAAGAAAGACGUCAGCGCAUUAUUUUCUAGACGGGUAUGAAUUUCACUUAUGUUCAGAAUAAUUAUUUAACAUAAAUGCUUGUAAUAAAUGCUAAAUGGUUCUAUUUUGAUAUUUUUUGAACCAUAAACAGAAUCUUGAAGUGGUGAAGGGGCUACUUCCACGGACAGAGGAGGAGGCAUUUGUGAGGACCAUAUCUUACGAUGGUGUGGAGAACCUGGUUGAUGAUGGUGUGGAUGACACAGAGGCUGAGGCAGGUAGUCAGGUACCAGAGACUCAGGUCCCAGACACUCAGGAAACAGACACUCAAGUACCAAUUUUUGGAACUUUUUUUUAUGUCUUGAUUUUUUAUUGUUUUUGUUUUGUGAUAUUUGUUACAUUGUGGAAUUAUCGUAUGCUUACCGUAUUUUUUUGGUAUAUAUUUUUUCAGGCCACUGGUUCAGAACCUCAGCCCAGUGCACCAUCUUCAUCAGGCAUUCGGGGUGCCGAGUACACUGAUUUAGUGGCGAGGUUGGAUAGGAUCGAGGCUGACACUCAGGGUCUGUAUGCUGCUAAUGUCGAGCUCAAGAAGGCAUACGAGACCAGCCAUGUAGAGCUGAAGGGUGGUCAGAACGUAAUUAUGGAGCAGCUCAGAGACAUAUUGGCCAUGUUGAAUCGUCCGCCAAUGACAGCUUCAGCACCGGAGGCCCCAGCAGAUCCAUCUACCCCACCACCAGCUGCUUCACCCCCAGUAGAAGAGGAGGAGGUCUUCCCCGAAGGGUACGAUCCUUAUGAGGGAGCUCCAGCGACUCCCAUCGAUACAGGUGUUAUCCAUGUACAUGACACCGAGUCGCAGGGUGAGAUUCUGUCGAUAGAGGUACAACCUGCAGUGGUUAAAAGUCGGAAGAGGAAGAGAAAUCCUCCUGUAUGGUUCGGUGACUACACGGAGAUGAAGAGGAGACAUAGGCCAUCUUCGACAUUUGAUCCCCUGGAGCCACCGGAUGAGAAAUUGUUAACCACUUUCCGAAAGUGGUGUGUUGGACUCAUUCCGAACCACCGACUUCGGGAUUUGAGAAGUGGUGAUUACGGUCCAUCAUUCUUUUGGAUAAUGCUCACACCAAAGGAAUGGCUUACAGAUGACCAUAUAGAUGCAGCAAUGCAUAUGCUGAGGAGGCGACGCACCGACUAUCCACUGACAUUUCCUCAGAAGGGUGUCAUUCUCUCCACAUUCGUGACCACCAUAAUCAGCAGUGCAUGGACGAACCACAAGGGUCCGAGGAGAAACUUUGUGUGGGAGGAUUAUAUCCUGGACUACUGCAGAGGGGUUCAUAAGGUAUUGUUUUAGUAAGAUUUUAAAUGUUGAACUAUGAUUAUAACUUCGAUUGUUAAUUGUUUGGGAGGAUUAUUAUGGUUUGUUAAUUGUUUCGUUGUUCUCCGUAAUUACAGUCCCAAGUCUUUGAGAGAUGGAGGGGUAACGAGUUUAUUUACUUCGUUCUGCAUCUUCCCGAGGCAAGGCACUGGGUCACACUUGAAGUCGACAUAGAGCUGUGGAAAAUUAAUGUCUACGACUGUGAUUCCAGCGUCUGUCAUUGGACCGCCAUGGAACCCAUCCUGAAGACUUGGGAAGAACUGCUGCCCUCGCUAAUCCUUGCAACCGGGGAAUUUCCACGUAACAACCAGAUCAUGGCGUUAACUAACAGGGACAUCACGGUGCUUCCAAAAAUGCACUCGACUCGAGCCACUCACGACUUAGUUCCGAAGGCAACAACCAGGUACAUAGCGAUAAAAAAGUACUAUAGUAUUAAAAUAUGUUUUACGUUAGACUGACUUUAUAUUUUAUUUUGCAUUUAGUGGUGAUUGUGGCGUCUAUUGCAUUGAGUAUGUGGAGCAUCUCAUGAUGCAACGUGGAUUGACCGAUGUGACGCCAAGCCGGAUAGCUAUGUUUCGUCAACGGUGGUGUGUUGAUUUAUUUUACCAAAAUGUUGGCUGAUUAUUGUGUAAUUAUUGGGACAUUGUAUAUUUUGUGUAAUAAACAUUUAUAGUUAUGUAUAUAUAGACUUUCUCUUCGUUCAAAUUUUGAUAAUUAUUCGUGGUUUCAAAUAUAAAAUAUCGAUAUUAUUCAACAAAAAUAACUAUUAAACCUAAAAAUAAUUAAAAUAUUUAAAAAAUAUUCAACCUCGACAUUAUUUUAAAGCAGUUUCGAACCUGAAAUAGCGAUAAUUAUGCAUAGUUAGACCAGUUACUAGUGAAGACACUCCCCAUACUUCAGUAUUAUAUAUUAGACCACUCUCUAUCACUCUCUUUAUAUGUUAGACCAAGUGAAGGUAAAUUGGAUAAUGAAGAAUUAUAUAUAGUACUUAUAUAUUUAAGGAAGAAAAAGAGUCUCUGCAAUAUACCAUAUAUAUGUCUAUUAUGCUAUAUUAUAUAUUUUAGGAGGCUGCAGAUGAACUCAUUUAGAUAUAUAUAUAUAAUUUCGUUAGCACAUGAAAAUAAAAACAAAUGAUGACAAAAUAUGCAUCAUUAUAAAAUAGUUCAUCACGCUAACCGUUGCCUCUGUAUCGACAUACGCCCUGGAAAGUGAAAGGAUAGGGGUAAUUUAUCAAAUUUCCCAAUAGAAAACAUGUUAUUACAACGAAUAAGUACAGGACGCCUCAAAUGCGGGCUUUGCAUGUUGCUCUGUUGUGGCCUGAACUGCCACUGCGGCUGCA